Messenger RNA from Klebsormidium nitens, 2961 nucleotides. NCBI's taxonomy places the organism in Eukaryota, Viridiplantae, Streptophyta, Klebsormidiophyceae, Klebsormidiales, Klebsormidiaceae. The record is from the annotation of a GenBank genome assembly.
AUGGGCCUGCCCGAGGGUUUCAGACAGGGAAACUUGGAUGCUGGACUCUGCGCAGGUCCAAAGGAAGAGCACAGGGGCACUCCAACAAAGUGGCUGAAGGUGGCUGCUUGUCAGCGAGUGUUCUCAGACCAGUAUUCACUUCUAGUCAUCUUGUCGUUGCUUCUUUUAGUGGACUUUGGACGUGUGGAGGCGCGCCAGUGGUACGAGUCCAGGGCGUCCGCCAACAUGUCGGUGGCGGUGUAUGAGAGCUUUCACCAGACAGGACACAAUUGCGUGCACGACAGUCACAUGGUCCCCAGGAUCAUUGAGAUCCACAGGAGGCGGCACAGGAGUCAGGAAGUCAGGAACAUCAUGCAACAGGGGGAUCAGGGGCAGCCUAAGAGGCGGCUGCUGGCAGAACCCAAGCCAGCUCCCAUUCGGAUUGUUCCGAGUUUCAACCUGUCUGGUCUAAUGACGGAGCACGCAGACUACAUCCAGUACAACCUUGUUCCGACCGCCAUCAGGUGGCUGGAACGUGCCAUCAAAGUGAAGCGCCCGGUGGUCGGCCCGCUCAAGCUGGAGCUCGAGUGCCAGCAAUGGCAACGGUGGAACAUGCAAGGCCUGCCCGUGUACGAGUGUCCCGAACGCGUCUCCCCCACGUGUCUCGACGCCGUUAUCGACCCCGCGCACCUCAACAACGUGACCACCUGCGACCGGUCCGAUGCGUUCCACUGCGUCACCACUCCGUCAGGCCCCGGAGUCAAGAACGCCGACCUGAUUGUGUACAUAACUUCGAAGGCCACCCCCGAAUGCGGGGCCUCGACGGCGGCGCACGCGGGCGCGUGCAUGUUUGAUCCCGAUACUGACCGACCGCUCGCGGGGAACAUCAAUUUUUGCCCGGGGUACUUCUCGGAGACGGAUAGCAACAACCCGGAUGGCGAGUUGAUGAUAACUCUCCACGAGAUGACGCACGUCCUGGCCUUCAGCGACAGUUUGUUCCCGUACUUCCGCGACGAGAACGGCGACCCGCGCGUCCCGCGCGCGGACAGCGGCUGGCCCGACAGCUCGCGCUACUUCUCGGAGCAGGGGCCGGACGUCCGCGCCGUGGUGGGGACGUUCCAAGAGCGGGGGACGACCGUGCGCAAGAUCGUGACGCCACAGGUGAUCGCCAUGGGCAGGGCACACUUCGGGUGCAGCAAGCUGAACGGAGUCGAGCUCGAGAACGGAGGCGGGCCUAGCACGGCGGGGAGCCAUUGGGAAGCGCGAAUCCUGCACGGAGAGAUCAUGGAGGGCGCGUCGCAGGUGAACACGCAGGCGUACUCCAACGUCACGCUCGCGCUGCUGGACGACAGCGGGUGGUACGCACCGGACUACGGACUGGGCAUGUUCCUGCGGUUCGGCCGCCUCAAGGGCUGCGACUUUGCCUACAAGUCGUGCUCCUCUUCGGCGGGGCAGGCCGUCUUCUCCGAGUACCAGUGCGCGGCCGGCGGCUCCGGCGCGGCCGGCUACCAGUGCACGUACGACGCGAUUGCGGUCGGCUAUUGCGACGGGUGCGGCGAUUCGCCGACGGACUCGGGGUCGUGUACGGACGACGGGUGUCAGCGCGUGAUUGGAUGGAAUAACUACGGCUGUACGGCGCCGUUGUUAGGGCAGAUGCAGACGGACGCAGUCUCCGUUGGGAUGCAGUUUGGGCCGGCGUCGAGGUGUUUCCAGCACGGCUCCGACCCCUGGAUCAAAAAAGUCGGCAACAGCAACGCGCAGUCGGCGGGUUGCUACCCCCAGCGGUGCGUACCGGGGAAACGCGGAGCGCCGCCGUCCCUGUACGUCGAAGUCGCACCGGGGGCCUGGUUGCAGUGUGUAGAUAAUGUGGAGGUUGAGCUGCCCCGCAAGUACUUCGCCCGGGGCACCAUCGGGCCCUGCCCCGCCGCGGCGGACUUUUGCAUGUACAAUAUGUGCCCCGAUGAUUGCAGCGGCAAAGGCCACUGCUACAACGGCACGUGCCACUGCUUCCCGAGCUACGCCGGGUACAACUGCGGCCAGCCGGCGUGCGUUCCGUCCGACUGCGCCAACGGAACCGUCUGCGACUCCCGUUCCGGCCUCUGCAAAGUGCCCGGAACGACCGGAGAAGCGGACUCCCCGGCCCAGCCCCCGAUCACCGCCCCGGUUGUCAGUAACAGCGGCGGAGAGUCGAUGCUUAUGCAGGUUACCAGCACGGUGCGGUUCUCCGGGGGAAUGGCGAGCACUCAGCAGCAGUACACGACGUUCCAGAACAACUUUGACGCCACGAUGACGCAAGCGGCUCAUGCCACCGGCUACGGCGGCAAGAUCACGGUCACGGUCAACGGCAUCAACCAGGGCAGCGGCGUGUCCGUCGAUUCUACCGUUGCGUUCGGCCCCGCGAGCGGCGCGAAUCUCCAAGCCGCGCGCGACGCCGCGGCCGCGUUCGCGAACACGCUGAGCAAUGACCCCGCAUCCAUCUUCGCGAAAAAUACCUUCUUCGACUCCUUUGGUGACGUCACCUCUUCCAAGAUCCGGAUCCUGGAGGCCAACGCGGGCACGGACACCUGGACGGCCAAGAUUCCGCGGACGGUCCUCGGGGUGUCUAUCAAGUACUGGUUUAUAGCGCUGGGCGUGCUGUGCCUGCUGAUCGGGGCGACCGUCUCCUGCUGGCGAUGCUGUAGCCCAAAACGACGUCAGCCCCACGUGUCGGUAGCCCACGUGGUACACAGCCCGGGGAUCCAAAGCCCGGUGCUCGGGCAGCCGGUCAGCCCUGUUGCUGGGAGACCCGUUCAGUAUCCGCCGCCUCACAUGCUGAGCCCCGCGCAUCAGGACCAGUCCUUCCAAUACAUCCGUGGAGAUCAGUACUUUUCUAGGAAUUAAAGUCGAAUUUCUCGCCUUGCCCGCUUUGAAAGCUCGGAGAAUGGAGACGCGUCUGCAGAGACAACGGUGCACGAUUGUGCACGAGAGGUAGAUAGAGAGGGG